GCGCAGCGUCGGCGUCGCCUGGAAGGGGAAGCCGGGCCUCGCGAAGGCCUAAGGCCGGGCCUGGCCUCGCGCUGAGGCGGCGUCGGCGGGCAAGAUGGCGGAGUCCGGAGGGGCCGAAGCUUUCGCCUCCGCCGAGCGGCCGCCCACGCCCAGCAUCGCCGGGGGAGGCGGAGGGAGCGGCGGCGGCGGCGGCGGAAGCAGCAGCAUGGCAGACAAGAGCAGCACUUUGAAAUGCACUUUCUCCGCCCCGGGCCACAGCGCGACACUCCUGCAUGGCUUGGCCUCGCUCCGGGCACAGGCCCAGCUGCUUGAUGUCAUCCUCACCAUCAACAACGAGGUGUUCCAGGUCCACAAAGUUGUCCUGGCUGCCUGCAGUGACUACUUCAGGGCCAUGUUCACUGGCGGAAUGCGGGAAGCCAACCAGGAUGUGAUUGAGCUGAAAGGCGUCUCUGCGAAGGGCUUGAAGCACAUCAUCGAGUUUGCCUACAGCGCCGAGGUGACGCUGGACCUGGACUGCAUCCAGGACGUCCUUGGGGCAGCCGUCUUCCUGCAGAUGGUGCCGGUGGUGGAGCUGUGCGAGGAGUUCCUCAAGUCUGCCAUGAGCGUCAAGACCUGCCUCAACAUCGGGCAGAUGGCCACCACCUUCAGUCUUGCCUCCUUGAAGGAGUCGGUGGACGCCUUCACCUUCCGCCACUUCCUCCAGAUUUCCGAGGAGGAGGACUUCCUCCACCUGCCCCUCGAGCGCCUCGUCUUCUUCCUCCAGAGUAACAAGCUCAAGAGUUGUAGCGAGAUCGACCUCUUCCGGGCCGCCAUCCGCUGGCUGCAGUACGACCCAGCACGCCGUGGCAAUGCCAGCCAGGUCCUCUGCCACAUCCGCUUCCCGCUUAUGAAGUCCUCCGAGCUGGUGGACCACGUCCAGACUUUGGACAUCAUGGUGGAAGACGUCCUGUGCCGGCAGUACCUCCUGGAGGCUUUCAAUUACCAGAUCCUGCCCUUCCGGCAGCACGAGAUGCAAUCGCCCCGCACUGCCAUCCGCUCGGACGUGCUCUCCCUCAUCACCUUUGGCGGCACGCCCUACACGGACAAUGACCGCACUGUGAGCAGCAAGGUCUACUACCUGCCGGAUGGCAGUGCCCGGCAGUUUAAGGAGCUGACGGAGAUGGAGGUGGGCAGCAGCCACACCUGCGUGGCGCUGCUGGACAACUUUGUCUACGUGGUUGGCGGGCAGCACCUGCAGUACCGCAGCGGCGAGGGGGCGGUCGACGCCUGCUACCGCUACGACCCGCACCUGAACCAGUGGCUGCGCAUCCAGGCCAUGCAGGAGAGCCGGAUCCAGUUCCAGCUGAAUGUCCUGCAUGGCAUGGUCUACGCCACAGGGGGAAGGAACCGCUCUGGCAGCUUGGCCUCGGUGGAGAGGUACUGCCCGCGGACCAACGAGUGGAGCUACGUGUGCUCGCUCAAGCGCAGGACGUGGGGACACGCCGGGGCCGCGGUGGGGGGCAGGCUGUACAUAUCGGGUGGCUACGGGAUCUCGGUCGAGGACAAGAAGGCCCUGCACUGCUAUGACCCGGCCAUGGACCAGUGGGAGUUCAAGGCCCCCAUGAACGAGCCACGAGUCCUGCACGCGAUGGUCAGCGCCAACAGCAGGAUCUACUCGCUCGGAGGCCGCAUGGACCAUGUCGACCGCUGCUUUGACGUCCUGGCGGUGGAGUACUACGUCCCCGAAGCCAACCAGUGGACAACGGUCAGCCCCAUGCGGGCGGGGCAGUCCGAGGCGGGCUGCUGCCUGCUGGAGAAGAAGAUCUACAUCGUCGGGGGUUACAACUGGCACCUGAACAACGUAACCAGCAUCAUACAGGUGUACAACACAGAGACGGAUGAGUGGGAGAGGGACCUUCACUUCCCAGAGUCUUUCGCUGGCAUUGCCUGCGUGCCGGUCAUCCUGCCACAGACCACAGCUCGGAGGUGACCACCCUGAGACCUCUGCCCAGUCUCCCGAGGCAUCGCAUGCCAUCAAAGAUGUACAUUCUGGCCUGCCCCAUUUUGGAAAAUAAAAUGUUCUGUGUCCACGGCAGGCGAGCAAGGUCUUCCACCCUACCCUCUUGUGCUCCGUAACUUUUCGGCAAUUUGUGUUCCGUCCCUGCUGGUUUGGAGGAGGUUAUAAGGAAGACUGAGUUAGGAUUGUGGUGGGGUUUGUGUGAGAAGGGAUGGGUGGUGUUCCUCAUUAGCUCCUACCCCCACCUUGCAGUAUUUUUUUAUUUUAAAAAGAAGCUCCUUUUUCCUCCCCUCCACCCCCCAAAAUUAUGAACUGCAGAGUUUUUACUGCACACCAAAGCAUUGGUGCAUGUGAGUUUGUUUGGUCUGGACAGUUUGAAAAAACAAACAAAAACUAAGGAUGGCCUGAACUUCCGAAAAAGCAAUGAAGGAGAAUGAGGCAGCUGCCUGGGGUGGGGUGGGGUAACUCAGAAGAGGAGAUGAAAAUGUGUGAUCUCAUCCUAGCAGGUGCGCCUGUCCCCCCCCCCCCCCCGAAAAGCACAUUUUAAACACAAGUACAUUGCACACUAGUUUGGGUUGUCUUCUUUCUCUCUCUCAAAAACCGGAGAGUUCCCAAACCGUGUUCUAUGGGCCACCAGCGGCCCACAAGGUUCAUCCCAGUGGUCCGUUGUGCGUCCCUGAAGGAACGGCAGGAGAAGCUGCUGCUCUGUCGCCUUAAGUGACCUGAGAGGAGUGGGGAGGAUUAGCAGCAAAAUGGAACAGGAAGCUAGAAUUGGGAUAUUCAAAACAACAUGUAAGGAAUAAAGCAAUUCAAAUGCAAUUAGCAAUUGUACAGCGCCUAGCACAGCACGGUAAUGGGCAGAAAAGGAAAUUGAGCUUAAGUUGGUGCUGCCACCCUGCUUCCCCAUGUUGUUCUCGCAUGACAGCAAUGCUUUCCCAGAUUUCCCAGUUUUAAGCUGCUUGGUGCUGCCUUUCCCAAGUCAGCUGGCUGCCCCCCCCCCUUGCAACACACCUUAACUCUGUUGCUGCAGAAGUAACACUGGUCUCGGCCAGAGAUGGGCCAAGGAGGUGCUUUCUGGGUUGGACUGAUUCCGAAUAAGUGUUGUAGAUUAUUAUUAUUAUUUAUUAAAUUUGUAUGCUUCCUUCUGCUGGAAGAUCUCCAGGCAGUUCACAAUGUAAAAUUACAAUAUAAAAAACACAAAAUACUUAAUAAAAAUAACAACAAUAACAAUCUAAUUAUCCCCCCUCCCACAACACAUUUAAAAGGGAAGGCAUUGUCAAUCAGCCAAAGACCUGGUUUAAGAGGAACGUUUUUGCCUGGUGCCUAAAGCUAUAUAAUGAAGGUGCCAAGUGAGCCUCCCUGGGGAGAGUGUUCCACAAACAGGGAGCCACUGUAGACAAGACCCUGUUCUGCCAGGUCUUGCACCACCACACAGUGCCCCUGGGCAACUGCCAGCUCCUGGCAAAGUCCACCCCGCACCCUAGGGCCGACCUCCCCUUUAAUUUUUAAACUGGCCUUGAACCUGCCAUUUAAAAUUUCCCUCAAUGCCUAUAGUGCACUGCUGCUCUGUGGUAUCAUGGGAACAUUUUCGCCUGGUGGCAAGCUUGCUGCUCAGAAGACGGGAAACAUUUUUGUGCUUUGCACAUUGGUUGUAGAAAAACAGAAUUGUAGAGUUGGGCGGGGUCCUGUGGGUCAUCUAGUCCAACCCCCUGCAAUGGAGAAGUAUCCACUAAAGCAUCCCUGGUUCAAUGCCAAUGGCAACUCCAGGUAGGGCUGGGGGAAACUCCCUGCCUCAAAGCGUGGACAGCUGUUGCUGCUGGUCAGAGUAGACAAUACCAACCUAAUUGGACCAAACGUCCUACUCUGUACUUAGAUUGCUAUUUCUCUAGAGUGGUCCUGCUGCAUAGUGGAGCUGGCCAGAGGUUGCCUUAUCCCUGAAGCCAGCCAUGAUUAUAUUUCACGGAGUGGAGUUAGCACAGCUCCUCUGUAGUUGCUUCCUGAGCUAUAGCAGCCCCUGUGCUGUAGUGUUGCUGCUGGCUGCAGCUGAGACUGUUUAUGCAUUUUAACCGCACAGGCCUGAGCCACGGCUUAUAGGAUGGAACAAGCUGUAAACCCACAAAACAAAGCGAGCCGUUUGGAACAGGCGAGAAUGCAUCCCUGACCGUUCAUGCCUUUUGCUAGUCAGCUUUUUCACUUCUGUUUAACAGUUCGUGGACUCCUGGAGCAUUUCCCGUCCUUCCCUGCCAAGAUGCGAAAUUAAAGCAGACUUUUCUAAGCA
Molecule: messenger RNA, 4274 nt
Organism: Zootoca vivipara (common lizard)
Lineage: Eukaryota; Metazoa; Chordata; Lepidosauria; Squamata; Lacertidae
Gene: KLHL26
Product: kelch like family member 26
Molecular function (GO): protein binding
Source: RefSeq, a predicted model, not a curated record